Symbiodinium necroappetens is the source of this 1020-nucleotide messenger RNA. Lineage: Eukaryota; Dinophyceae; Suessiales; Symbiodiniaceae. The record is from the annotation of a GenBank genome assembly.
AUGGCGUGUUUGGCCUUCGGCGCCAUCCCUGCCGUCGCGAUCCGGGCUGCCAGAGAAGUCUCCAUAUCCGAUGAGGAGGACUGUUGGAAUACUGAUCUCGCUGCACCGGUUGGACCCGACAAUUUGGACACCCUGAUUGCUAUCAUGACGAAGAACUUGAGAAGGCAGUGCCGAAGUGAGGUGCAAGGGCUCAUAGAAGACCUUUUUGAGGAAUGCAUGAAGCUGGAACGGGCUUCCAAAGAACGAUGCCUGCAGGACUUCUUCGAGUGGUUUACAGGGGCGUACGUUUCUGACAGCUUAUCUGCCGAAUUAGCCCUUGCGCCUGAAGAAGCGAUGCUAUGGGCGGGUUUUCACGAUGGCGAUCCCCGAGGGCUCAACCAUACAGCCUUGGAGGCUUUUGCUGACAUGGUGGACGCGAGCAUCGUGCACCCCAGCACCAUUCUGGGCAGAAUGGUGCAGAAGAACAACGACCUCGUUGGCUGUAGAGGCGAUCCGGGCGCUUCAACACCUUGCUUCAAGGCAUGGUGGAUCGACAAAGGUCCGGUUGUGAACUUUUGGACCAGCGCAAGCCGUGCCUUCGUAGAGGGCAUGGCUGCGAAAAAUCAGCCCUCGGUGGUGGCUGUCCUGAACAAAGGCCUAGAUCCAGCGGAAAAGUGGUCGCUCUACGACUCGGUGUUUUGGAAAUUCGAACUGCCGACACUAGCGCAUGAAGUGGCAGGCAGAGCACUCAAAUACGAAUUUGACUUUCGUCCACAGCUUCUCCUGGUCGACAUGCGGGGCACCUGCCAGAAGAUGGUGAAUCUGGUGACGUUUGAACUGAGAACGGCUAAGUGGGAGCCGGGAGAAGUUCUACAGCUCUUAGAGGAGAAGCCGAUCAUCUGCUUCGAUUGCCCCGAAGGGCAAUGCGACCUGGAUCUGGCCCUGGCCUCCAAAGUCCGAUCGUGUUUGGGCAAGGACUGGCUGUCAUCGGUUCGCAACUGGUUUCGCCGACCCAAGUGUCCAUACUUGUAUGGCGCUUAA